Molecule: messenger RNA, 3748 nt
Organism: Nicrophorus vespilloides
Lineage: Eukaryota; Metazoa; Arthropoda; Insecta; Coleoptera; Silphidae
Product: polyserase-2-like
Biological process (GO): proteolysis
Molecular function (GO): serine-type endopeptidase activity
Source: RefSeq, a predicted model, not a curated record
AAACAACAAAUCAUACCGAUUCAAAAUGUUCAAGUUAACUUUAGUAUCAGCCCUUGUGGCUCUCGCAGCUGCAUCCCCGAUGCCUCCACGCUUGGAUGGUCGCAUCGUUGGUGGUGAAACCGUCGUAAUCGAAGAUUUCCCAUACCAAUUGUCUCUUCAAUACUACGGAAGCCACAUCUGCGGUGCUUCCAUCAUCAGCAAGAACUUCGCCGUCACCGCUGCUCACUGUACCAAUGGAUCCCCAGCUUCCUCUUUGACCGUCCGCGCUGGAUCUUCCAUCAAGGGAUCUGGUGGACAAGUUGUCCAAGUUAGGAAUAUCUUCCAAAAUCCCCAAUUCGACAACCGCAACAUCGAUUACGAUAUCUCUGUCUUGGAGCUUUCCGAUCUAUUGGACUUUGGUGCUUGUGUUCAACCAGUCGGUUUGCCAAGAUUGAACCAAGAAGUCCCAGCUGGCUCUGACUCCGUUGUUUCCGGAUGGGGUGCCCUUUCCGAAGGCGGUGGUUCUCCUUCUCAACUUCAAGCCGUCCACGUUGGAAUCAUCUCCCAGAAGGAAUGCAAGAAGUCUUACGGAGACAGCGCCAUCACCGACCGCAUGAUCUGCGCCGGAGUUAACGGAGGUGGCAAGGACGCCUGCCAAGGUGAUUCUGGUGGCCCACUCGUCGUCGAUGGACAACUCGUUGGUGUCGUCUCUUGGGGAUACGGAUGUGCUCGUCCAGCCAGUCCAGGAGUUUACUCCAGCGUACCAAACAUGCGUGCCUACAUCACCGAAAAAGCCGGCAUCUCAUCUCCAAUAAUCCCACGUUUGGAUGGUCGCAUCGUUGGAGGUGAAUCUGUCGAAAUCGAAGACUAUCCAUACCAAUUGUCACUUCAAUUCUAUGGUAGCCACAUCUGUGGUGCAUCAAUAAUCAGCAAGUACUAUGCUGUGACUGCAGCUCACUGCACUAAUGGAUCUCCAGCUUCUACAUUGGCUGUCCGCGCUGGAUCUUCCGUCAAGGGAUCCGGUGGAAGCGUCUAUCAAAAUCCAAAAUAUAAUGACUACACCGUUGAUUAUGACAUCUCUGUCUUGGAACUGUCUGAACCAUUCAACUUUGGAUCAGGAGUUCAACCUGUAGAUUUACCAAAAUUGAACCAGGAAGUCUCAGCUGGUUCAGACUCAGUUGUUACUGGGUGGGGUACCCUUACCGUAGGUGGAAAUUCUCCUAUCCAACUCCAAGCCGUUCAUGUUGACAUUGUUUCACACGAAGAUUGCGUAAUAGCUUACGGUGGCGCUGCCAUCACCGACCGCAUGAUUUGCGCUGCAGUUAAUGGAGGAGGCAAGGACGCUUGUCAAGGUGAUUCUGGUGGUCCACUGGUUGUUGAUGGACAACUUGUUGGUAUCGUUUCCUGGGGAAACGAAUGUGGGCGUCCCACUUAUCCAGGUGUCUACUCCAGCGUUCCAAAUAUGCGUGAAUACAUUACAGAAAAUGCAGGAAUCUUGGCUUUAGUCUCAGCCUUCUUGGCUCUCGCUGCUGGUAAGUGUAUUUCUUACGUUAUCCCAGCUUUGGAUGAUCGGAUUGUUGGUGGUGAAGCCGUUGAAAUCGAAGAUUACCCCUACCAAUUGUCUCUUCAAUACUUCGGAAGCCACAUAUGCGGUGCUACUAUCAUCAGCCAGAACUACGCUGUUACUGCUGCUCACUGCACUGACGGAUCGUCAGCUUCCUCGCUUAGCAUACGCGCUGGAUCUUCCUACAGGGGAUCAGGAGGACAAGUUGUCCAGGUUAGCAAAAUUAAUCAAAACCCCAAUUAUAGGAAAGAAAACUUAGAUUACGACAUAUCUCUCUUGACGCUCUCCAUGUCAUUGAACUUUGAAGCUGGUGUUCAAGCAGUUGCAUUGCCAAGCUUGAACCAACAUGUCCCAGUUGGCACUGACUGCGUUGUUUCUGGAUGGGGUACCCUUUCAGAAGGUGGCAGCUCUCCCUUGCAACUACAAGCUGUUCAUGUUAAAAUUGUCUCCGUGGCUUCAUGCAAGAGUGAUUAUGGUAGCGCCGCCAUCACCGACCGCAUGAUCUGCGCUGGAGUUAACAACGGUGGCAUGGACGCCUGCCAAGGUGAUUCUGGUGGUCCACUUGUCGCCGAUGGACAACUCAUUGGUAUUGUUUCCUGGGGAUACGGUUGUGCCCGUCCAAAUUAUCCUGGAGUUUAUGCCAGCGUUCCAAAUUUGCUCAAAUUUAUCACUGAUAAUGCGGGGAAUCACAAGUAUGUUUUACCCAAUACAGGACGCAGCACCGGUCCUGUCUCAGCCUUCUUGGCUCUCGCUGCUGCUUUGGAUGAUCGGAUUGUUGGUGGUGAAGCCGUUGAAAUCGAAGAUUACCCCUACCAAUUGUCUCUUCAAUACUUUGGAAGCCACAUAUGUGGUGCUUCCAUCAUCAGCCAGAACUUCGCAGUUACUGCUGCUCACUGCACCGACGGAUUGACAGCUUCCUCAUUGACCAUACGCGCUGGAUCUACCUACAGGGGAUCAGGAGGACAAGUUGUCCAGGUUAGCGCCAUUACUCAAAACCCCAAUUAUAACAAAGAAAACAUAGAUUACGACAUCUCUGUCUUGAGGCUCUCCAUGCCAUUGAACUUUGGAGCUGGUGUUCAAGCAGUUGGAUUGCCAAGCUUGAACCAACAAGUCCCAGUUGACACUGACUGCAUUGUUUCUGGAUGGGGUGCCAUUUCAGAAGGUGGCGGCUCACCUUCUCAACUACAAGCUGUUCACGUUAGAAUUAUCUCCGUGGCGACAUGCAAGAGUGCUUAUGGUAGCGCGGCCAUCACCGACCGCAUGAUCUGCGCUGGAUAUACUAACGGAGGCAUGGAUGCCUGCCAAGGUGAUUCUGGUGGUCCACUUGUCGUCGAUGGACAACUCAUUGGUGUUGUUUCCUGGGGAUACGGUUGUGCCCGUCCAAAUUAUCCUGGAGUUUAUUCCAGCGUUCCAAAUUUGCGCAAUUUUAUCACUGAUAGACUCAAAAUGUUCAAGUUGGCUUUAGUUUCAGCCCUCGUGGCUCUCGCAGCUGCAUCUCCAAUGACCCCACGUUUGGAUGGUCGCAUCGUUGGUGGUGAAACCGUUGUAAUCGAAGAUUUCCCAUACCAAUUGUCUCUUCAAUACUACGGAAGCCACAUCUGUGGUGCUUCCAUUGUCAGCAAGUACUUCGCCGUCACCGCUGCUCACUGCACCAAUGGAUCCCCAGCUUCCUCCUUGAGCGUCCGCGCUGGAUCUUCCAUCAGGGGAUCCGGUGGACAAGUUGUCCAAGUUAAGGCCGUCUUCCAAAAUCCUAAAUUCGACAGCUACAACAUUGAUUACGAUAUCUCCGUCUUGGAGCUUUCCGAUCCAUUGGACUUUGGAGCUGGUGCUCAACCAGUCGGUUUGCCAAGAUUGAACCAAGAAGUCCCAGCUGGCUCUGACUCCGUUGUUUCCGGAUGGGGUGCCCUUACCGAAGGUGGCGGCUCUCCUUCCCAACUUCAAGCCGUCCACGUUGGAAUCAUCUCCCAGGAGGAAUGCAAGAAGGCAUACGGAGACAGCGCCAUCACCGACCGCAUGAUCUGCGCCGGAGUUAACGGAGGUGGCAAGGACGCCUGCCAAGGUGAUUCUGGUGGCCCACUCGUCGUCAAUGGACAACUCGUUGGUGUUGUCUCCUGGGGAUACGGAUGCGCCCGUCCAACCAGCCCAGGAGUUUACUCCAGCGUUCCAAACAUGCGUGACUACAUCACCGAAAAUGCCGGAAUCUAA